Molecule: messenger RNA, 3434 nt
Organism: Calypte anna (Anna's hummingbird)
Lineage: Eukaryota; Metazoa; Chordata; Aves; Apodiformes; Trochilidae
Gene: EHHADH
Product: enoyl-CoA hydratase and 3-hydroxyacyl CoA dehydrogenase
Exons: 7
Coding region: 94-2274 (726 amino acids)
Biological process (GO): fatty acid beta-oxidation
Cellular component (GO): peroxisome
Molecular function (GO): (3S)-3-hydroxyacyl-CoA dehydrogenase (NAD+) activity; NAD+ binding
Source: RefSeq, a predicted model, not a curated record
CGCCUCACCGGGACAGCACCCGCCCCGUUACCGUCCCGCCCCGGCUGGGCUGGGCAUUGCAAAGCUGCCCGGAGAGAACGGUGGGCGCUGAGCAUGGCGCAGAACGCGAGGGGCAGCCCCGCCGUGGCUGCCAUCCGGCUCCACAACCCUCCACUCAACACCCUGAGUCUGGCAGUUCUCCAGGCAUUAGAGGAUGGGCUGAAGAGAGCAGAUGCAGAUCCUUCAGUGAAAGCCAUUGUGUUUUAUGGCGAAAAUGGGAAAUUCAGUGCAGGAGCUGACAUCCGAGGCUUUUCUUCUACAAAGAGGAAUGGCAUUGCCUUGGGCCCCAUCGUGUCUCUCAUUGAGAGGAGCCAGAAGCCUGUGGUGGCUGCCAUUGAAGGUUUUGCCUUGGGAGGAGGCCUGGAGCUGGCACUUGGCUGUCACUAUCGGGUUGCACACGUGAAGGCACGGCUGGGCUUACCAGAGGUCAUCCUUGGGUUACUUCCAGGUGCUGAAGGCACUCAGAGACUGCCCAGACUGAUUGGGGUGCCAGCUGCUCUGGAUCUGAUCACUACAGGAAGACACAUUUCAGCAACUGAAGCACUGAAGCUGGGCCUGGUUGAUGGAGUUGUGGAACAAGACACAGUUGAGGCAGCAAUUCGCUUGGCAAAUGAAGUGAUUGGCCAGCCACUGGGACCCCGCAGGCUCAGCCUGAAGCCAGUUCCAAAACUGCCCAACAUGGAAGCGUUUCUCAGCCAGGCUCUCAUGAAGGUGAAGAAACAGGCCCGUGGAUUCCUGGCUCCAGAACUGUGCUUCCAGGCAGUCAAAACUGCCACAGAGCAGCCCUUUGCUGAUGGAGUCAAGAAGGAGAGAGAGCUUUUCAUGGUGCUGCUGACUUCAGGACAGGCCCAAGCUCUGCUGUAUUCCUUCUUUGCAGAGAGAGCUGUGCAGAAGUGGACAACACCCACUGGAGCUUCAUGGAAAAGUGCUUCCCCUCAGCCCAUCCACAAAGCAGCUGUGAUAGGGCUGGGAACAAUGGGCCGAGGCAUUGUGACUUCUCUUGUUAAGGCCAACAUACCUGUGGUAGCCCUCGAGCAGAAUCUGGAGUCUCUGAACAUGGGAAAAAAAGCUGUGAUGCUCCUUUUGGAACACGAGGCCAUGAAAAUGGAGAGGGGCACCCAAACCCUGGAUUUCCGUAACCCCGCACGUCUUCAGUUCACUGUGGACUUUGAUGUGUUGAGGGAUGUAGAUCUAGUUAUUGAGGCUGUGUUUGAGAACAUGGCACUAAAGAAAGAGAUAUUCCACAAGCUCUCAGAAAUCUGCAAGCCAGGGGCCUUUCUGUGUACAAACACAUCAGCCCUGAACAUUGAUGAGAUAGCUUCCGCCACCAGCCGCCCACAGCAGGUUAUUGGCACACACUUCUUCUCCCCUGCUCAUGUGAUGAGGUUAUUAGAAAUAAUCUAUGGCCAUCACACAUCCCCCACAGCCAUUGCCACUGCUAUGCAGCUAGCCAAAGAGAUGAAAAAAGUUGGAGUGGUGGUAGGGAAUUGUUUUGGGUUUGUUGGGAACAGGAUGAUGUUUCCGUAUGUUCAACAGGCAGUCUUCCUUUUAGAGGAAGGAAGCAGACCAGAAGCCGUAGAUCAGGUUCUUGAAGAUUUUGGGUUUAAGAUAGGACCUUUCCAAAUGUCUGAUCUUGCUGGGCUGGAUGUCAGCUGGAGGUCUCGGGAGGACCAGGGCCUUACUGGGGCCUCGCUACCUCCGGGAACACCCGCCCGCCAGCGGCACGGCCGUCGCUACAGCCCACUGCCAGAUCUGCUGUGUGAGAAUGGCAGGUUUGGGCAGAAAACUGGCAGGGGCUGGUAUCAGUAUGAGAAGGCUGGGGGCAGGAUAGCCAAGGCAGAUCCAUGGAUUCACAACUUCCUGGCCCAGUACAGAGACACCCACGGCAUCAAGACCCGCUUUAUAGACCAGGAGGAAAUCCUGGAGCGGUGUUUGUUUUCCCUCAUCAAUGAAGGGUUUAACAUCCUGGCUGAGGGAAUAGCUUCUGGCCCAGAGCACCUGGAUGUCAUUUAUAUCUAUGGCUACGGGUGGCCAAAGCACAGGGGAGGCCCCAUGUUCUAUGCUUCCACUGUUGGGCUCCCUCAUAUUCUGGCUAAACUGCAGAAAUACUCCAAGGCCCACCCUGAUGUCCCUGACCUACAGCCCAGCACCUUGCUGAAAAAGCUGGUGGCUCUGGGAAGCCCCCCCCUCAGAGAGUGGGUGUCCUACUUUGGCCAACAGAGAAACAAGCUGUGAUCCUUCCACUGCCUAAGUGCUGGAGGCUGCCCUGGGGAAACAGGUGCUGUAAUUGCAUCCUCUUUUCCAACCAAACACAAAGGGCUACAAGUUCAUAAGCAAUGUCACUGACCUUCCUGGGCUUUUGCAGAGAAUGACUUUGGCCAGUGAUUCAGCUCAGUCUCCUUCUUGCUGCAGGUAACCACUGCCAUCACUCACCUUUCCUCUUACCCCUGCUUUGCACACUGCUGUGUAAAGGCCCAUCUCAUUCUGCUCUGCCUUCAGAUCCUCUGCACACCUCUUCACUCUGUCUUGGUGGAAGGGAGGGAGCAGCAUCCAAAGCCUGCACAGCACAUCCUGGUGGAAGACAAGAUGAUCACAAUUCACCCGAGACCAUCUGGAUCUAUUAGAUCCUGCCUUAAUUCUGGUUCUCAUUUUUGUUCUGGUCUUACCUGUGCUACCCACCUCCACUGUGGUCCCUGGCUCACCCAAAGCCAGCCAGCUGGAGACUGCUCCCUUCCCGCAUCUGGGGGAGAGGGAACACCUUCCAGGGGAAACAUCAAAUGAAUCGGAGAGGGCAGGUUUGGGCAGAGAGCCAGGGACAGGUACUAUCCCUCUUCCCUGCUGCAGGGAUCAUUCUAAUAAAUUACAGAAAAGCCACAAACACAUCAACCUGACUGACCUGCCCUGUGGUGUUGGCUCAUGACCAGACUUAUGCAUCCAGGCUCCAUCCUCCAAUAUCAUUAUCCCCACUCAGCUUUGUCCAAGCAGAAACAUCUUCUGGCAUCUCUUAAACGUGGAUCUGUGUUGCCAUCACUCCUUCUAUCUUGACUGCCAAGAGAUACCAGGUCUUGGGGCUCAGCAUGCUCUAACGGGCUCGACUGAAGCCUGGCCUGGCACUUACCAGGUUUUCAAAUGGUCAGAGGCACACAGAGAAGGGCAGGAACAUUGCUGCAAACAGGCAGGGAGGCAGCAGAUCUCUAGCAGAGAAUACAGAGACAGUGAGCCAAACUUGCUCCAGGAUUGAGGUUUUGGGACAGUCUCCCAUCUCUUGUGCCUAGUGAAUGUAUUUUCCAGUCCAGUGUGGGGAAUAGGUUAGUCUAGGUUCCCUUUUCAGGAAGAUUAUAAUUGAAUGUAUAACUUUUGCUUUUUAUCUUAAUAAAGGUGUUUGGAUUAUUUGA